CUUCUUAUGCUUCUUCGACUUAGACUUCGAGUUCAAUGAGAAUACCGAUAAAUUAAAAUUAAAAAAGAAAAAUCCGAUUCGAAUUAAAAUUCCGAACCCAAGUUUAAACUUUCUUUGAUUCUCUUCUUCAACUCAGCAACUGAAACUGCUAGCUAAUGGAAACACAUUAGAACACACUCUCCUUGGUGAGGGUAUGAAUGCAAACGGUUGUAACUUUACAAGGUUAUAAUCUGAAUUUCUUUUAAAGGGUUUGUGUUGUUUGAAGCUAGUUUUUUGAGUUAUGGCAUCAUCUCAUAAUAAUAUGCAUUCAGAAGCAGCUAAAAUGGAACAAAUUGUUACUGAAUUCUAUGCUAAGAGUCUCCAAAUUAUACUUGAAUCAAGGUCUCCUUAUAUGUCUUCACAUAACUUUAGUGGUGAACAAACUUUAUCCCCGUCUUCUUCGUCGUCGUCAUCAUCUAGCGUGAGGCCGAGAGAUAAAUGGUUUAAUUUAGCUCUGAGGGAAUGCCCUGCUGCGCUAGAGAAUUGUGAUCUCUGGCGCCAGAGUAAUUCAGAACCAAUGGUCGUUGAUGUGAUUUUGGUGCAGAGACCGGUUGGUUGGGACCAGGUGAAUUUUUCUCCCAAAAGGGAUCUUGUUAGGCAUUUUUCUUCUAAGGAAAGGUGUCUGGUUGGUUGGAGUUCUGAUCAGGAGGAACUUGGGUGUGAGGGUAAGAGCGAAAAGAUUGUAGAGAGAUGGAUAGUGCAGUAUGAGAGUAGGAAGGCCAGUGAUUGUAGUUCGGGGAGUAGGAGGUCGAGUAAUUAUGCUUUGCAUAAUGUGUAUAAGAAAUCAAUAUUACUUUUGAGAUCGUUGUAUGUGACUGUUAGGCUUUUACCUGGGUAUAACAUUUUCCGCGACCUGAAUUCCUCUGGACAAAUAUGCACCUUUACCUUGGGUCAUAGAGUGUCUUCUUUUGUUGAGCCAUUCACUCGUAAAGAAGAGGCAGAAUUUCAGCGCUUUGGUUUCACUCCUGUUGAUACUUCUUCUGGUAGGCUUUGCAUUUCAGUGUUGUAUCGUUCAUUACCUUCGGAUGUAUGCUCUGAGCCUUCAACCCCUAUGUCCCCCCAAUUUAUACCAGACUAUGUUGGGAGCCCAUUGGCGGAUCCACUGAAGAGAUUCCCCUCUCUUCCUAUGUCACAUUGCUCACCGUCGUCAUUGCCAUUGUCACGACCCCACAGUUGGAGCUAUGACCAUUAUAAGGCCUCUCCACCUUCAAUUUCUUUCUCACCUUCACCCACCCAUUCAGAACCACAUGCUUCCCGCCGUUACCCCCCUACCAACUUGCCUCCACAUCCGCCUGAAACAUCUCUAGUUCAGAAGAAACGUACAAGUUUUGAUGAGUACUAUCCAUCUCCUAGCUUUUCCCCCUCCCCUUCCCCCUCACCACCAAUCUAUAUUCCUGGAAGACGUCUGUCAACGGGUCUUUUGCGAUCUGAAAGUGCUCCAUUCAGCUUACCUGCUCCUAAGCUUGCUAAUUCCCCUGCAUUGUCAAGCAAGCACCGGUCUCCGUCUCCUCCCCUUAAAAUUACAAGGUCCAAUACUUCUAGGAUUGAUAGAAGUAUGGGUCAGAUUCAAACUGGUGCAGGAAUUGAGAAGUUUCACUCUUUUGGGAAAGAUGACUCUCGAAAAUGCUCUGGGGUGAAGUUAUCGUGCAACAGCUCUCCACAAAUUUCUUUUUCUAGAAGCUCUAGUAGGUCUUUCCAGGAUGAUUUUGAUGACGAGUAUCCUUGCCCGUUUGAUGUUGAGGAUGUUGAUGUGACAGAUUCAAGUAGCAGACCAGAAUCAUUUGAUCAGAAAGGGCAUCUAUGUGAGCCACUUGAGCCUGGUGGAUAUCCAAUGAAAUCCCAAGACGCUGCUGUUGGUGCCUUUGUAUGUAUGUUGAAGAAAGCACCGCCUCUUCGCCAAGACUUCUCCGGUUCAGUAAAUUUAUCAGAAGCCUCCAGACCUCAGACGUGGAGUAGCACCACCCAGGAGCCAAGACAGAUCUCCGAUGCAACUUCAAGUCAGCAGGGUGCUUCUGUGAGCAUUACAUCUUCUGGUCUUGUAGCAUCAAAGACAACUGCUGAUGCAUUAGAAGAACUCCGGGGUUACAAAGAUAUGAAAAACUUGUUGCUUAGACAAGGUGCCAGGUCCCAGUCCCACUCAUCGGCAAAUAAUUAUUCUACUGCAGAACCUGGCAGCAGAGGUUCAACAGGGUAAGCUCAGCUAAUGUUAAUACUCCUUUGUACAUAUUGUACAGAAAAUUUGGUUUUUAAAUUGUGGUUUCACGCCAUGCAGCCGAAAUGCGUUUUUUAAGCAGUAUACAUAAAUAUAAAAAUAUGAGAUAAGGAGACGCAAGUUUUAUACUAUAACAGAAAGUUUGUAUGUUGGAUUUAUAACUUUUUAUGUAAAAAGCACCGGUUGUUCAUUACUGUAUAAAUCAUGGAGAGUUUG
Messenger RNA from Pistacia vera, 2467 nucleotides. Its product is annotated as autophagy-related protein 13b. Gene Ontology annotation, biological process: protein localization to phagophore assembly site; mitophagy; autophagosome assembly. The transcript is spliced from 4 exons. Gene Ontology annotation, cellular component: Atg1/ULK1 kinase complex; extrinsic component of membrane; cytosol. The coding region runs from base 281 to 2233 and encodes 650 amino acids. The record is from RefSeq and is a predicted model, not a curated record. Lineage: Eukaryota; Viridiplantae; Streptophyta; Magnoliopsida; Sapindales; Anacardiaceae.